Messenger RNA from Dictyostelium purpureum, 1131 nucleotides. RefSeq lists its product as uncharacterized. Gene Ontology annotation, cellular component: nucleus. Lineage: Eukaryota; Evosea; Eumycetozoa; Dictyosteliales; Dictyosteliaceae. Gene Ontology annotation, biological process: mitotic G2 DNA damage checkpoint signaling. The record is from RefSeq and is a predicted model, not a curated record. The transcript has a single exon. The coding region runs from base 1 to 1131 and encodes 376 amino acids. Gene Ontology annotation, molecular function: chromatin binding.
AUGUAUCAAGUUCAUCAACUAAAUAAAAAAAAAGCAUUCAAUUGUAAAAUAUGCAACGAAAAACAAUCAUAUCAAAAAAUAUAUGGUCAAAGCUAUCAAGCAAAAGAUUUAACUCAAUUAGUUAAAAAAUAUAAUAUGGAAAAACAUAAUAAACCCAAACCUAUAUCAAUUCAAGAUGAUCAUGACAAUAAUAAUAAUAAUAAUAAUAAUAAUAAUAAUAAUAAUAAUAAUAAUAAUAAUAAUAAUAAUAAUAAUAAUAAUAAUUCACAAUCACUCAAACAAAAUACUAAACCAAGAACAAACUGGAAUGACUUUAUAGAUAACAGUAAUGAUGAAGAUGAAAAUAAUGAUGAAGAUGAUUUUUAUGGUACAAAAUCAAAUGAUAGCUCUGAUGAUAGUAAAUAUGUUUUACUUUCAAAUGAUAAAAAUAUAGUCAUUAAUGGUAAAAAAAGAAAAUAUACAAAGAGUAAUAAUAAUCAAAACGAUAAUGAAAAUCUUACAAAUAACAAUAAUAACGAUGAUAACAAUAAGGAAUAUGAACCAAAUAAAAAAAUUAAAGAAUCAAAUUUUAAAAAUAAUCCAUACCAAAAAAAACCAAAUCCAUAUGUAAAUAUGCAAAAACAACAACAACAACAACACCAACAACAACAAUUCCCUACAACCAAAACAUCUGAAUCAAUAUCCCCUAUGGUCAAACCAUCUGCAUCUCUAAACUUUAAACACCAACCAAAACCUUUGGCCCCACCAAUUACUGUUAAUAAAACACCCUUUAGCUCCAUCAAACCCUCACCUCAAAUAAACAAUAGUACUAUUAAUAGCAAUAGCAAUAGCAAUAGCAAUAGUAAUAGCAAUAGCAAUAGCAAUAGUAAUAGUAAUAGUAAUAGUAAUAGUAAUAGUAAUAGUAAUAGUAUUAGUAAUAAUAAUAGUAAUAAUAAUAAUAACAACAUUAAUAAUAAUAAUAAAAAAAACAACUAUUCUUUUAGUAUAUAUAAUAACGAUGAUGAAGAAGAUGAAGAUUCAGAUGAAGUAGACGACUUUUAUGGUCUUAAAACAACAAAAUCUAAAAUAAACGAUGAUAAUAUAGUUUUAACAUCAGAUAGAUAUAGUGUAUAUCAAAAUGAUGAAGAUUAA